AUGGACACGGAGAUCGAUCAGAAUCUAGAACAGAUUACGCGCGAGUAUGUAGACUUUUUGGAUGAUAUGGAGGACCAAGGUAUAUAUGCCACACUGGUUAAGAACAUGAUCCAGGAGAACAAAUACAGAUUGGUUGUAAAUAUCAAUGAUCUGAGAAGGAAGAAUUCUACACGUACAGUUGGUUUGUUAAAUAAUUCCUUUGAGGAACAAUUAGCAUUUCAAAAUGCCUUGAAACAGUAUAUCUCAAGUGUGGAUAUCGAUUAUGCUAAAAGCAACAAAGAUUUCUUUGUAGCUUUUGAAGGAAGCUUUGGAAACAAGCAUGUUACUCCAAGAACUCUCACUUCUCGUUUUCUGGGUAACUUAGUAUGUCUAGAGGGUAUUGUCACAAAAUGUUCACUGGUACGACCGAAAGUUGUAAGAAGUGUUCAUUAUUGUGAAACAACAAAAACAGUUCUCGAGAGAGCAUAUUCGGACUUAACUUCCUUAGAUGCUUUUCCACACUCCGCUAUAUAUCCAACCACUGAUGAAGAUGGCAACACUCUUGAAACAGAAUUUGGCUUGUCAACUUAUAAGGACCAUCAAACACUCACUAUACAAGAGAUGCCAGAAAAAGCUCCAGCUGGACAGUUACCGCGGAGUGUGGACGUGAUUUGCGACAAUGAUUUAGUAGAUUUGUGUAAACCCGGAGAUCGAGUACAGGUGGUUGGGAAUUAUCGAUGUCUUCCGGGAAAACAAGGUGGAUACACGACUGGAACUUUCAGGACUGUUUUAAUUGCCAACAAUAUAAUUCAACUCAGCAAAGAAGCAAACCUCGCAAUCUCUCACGACGAUGUAGCUAUGUGCAAGAAAUUGGCAAAGCACAAUCCUUGCAGGAAUAUCUUUGAGCUGCUUGCUAAGUCUCUUGCGCCAUCCAUACAUGGCAAUUCCUACAUAAAGAAAGCGAUUUUGUGUCUUCUUUUAGGCGGAGUGGAGAAGAUAUUGCCAAAUGGUACGAGGCUGAGAGGAGAUAUAAACGUGCUGCUUAUCGGAGAUCCAUCAGUAGCCAAGUCGCAACUAUUGCGUUAUGUGUUGUGCACGGCUCCACGGGCGAUUCCAACGACUGGAAGAGGAUCUUCGGGCGUGGGUUUGACCGCAGCGGUUACGGUCGACCAAGAGACCGGCGAACGCAGAUUGGAAGCAGGCGCGAUGGUCAUCGCGGACAGGGGUGUUAUUUGUAUUGAUGAGUUCGACAAAAUGUCAGAUAUCGAUAGAACGGCGAUACACGAGGUAAUGGAGCAAGGCAGAAUCACGAUCGCCAAGGCGGGUAUUCACGCCAGUCUAAAUGCACGCUGUUCAGUUUUAGCAGCCGCGAAUCCUGUAUAUGGAAGAUAUGACCAAUAUAAAACUCCCAUGGAAAAUAUCGGACUGCAGGAUUCUUUGCUAUCGCGUUUCGAUCUUCUCUUUGUUAUGUUAGACGUGAUCGAUUCGGAUCAAGAUCAUAUAAUCAGCGAUCACGUUGUCAGGAUGCACCGAUAUAGGAGUCCUUUGGAACAGGACGGUGAGGCUUUGAGUUUAGGCUCUAAGUUAGACAUGUUGACGACAAAGAAUCCGGAUGACGUGGUCACUGAAGAAACACAAUCGCAAGUCUAUCAGAAAUACGAUCCGCUCCUGCACGGACAAACACGUUCCAAAAAUGAUCAGAUUCUCAGUAUAAACUUCAUGAGAAAGUACAUCCAUAUCGCUCGAUGCAUGAAGCCUAAACUCACGGAAGAAGCUAGCGCUGUUAUUGCAGAAGAAUAUUCGAAACUUCGUUCAGAAGAUGUAGUGGAGUCGGACGUUGCAAGGACUCAACCAGUAACAGCGAGAACCUUAGAGACGCUGAUUCGUUUGGCAACCGCUCAUGCGAAAGCACGGUUGUCAAAAAACGUAGACAGCGAGGACGCGCGAGCCGCGAUCGAGCUGGUACAAUUCGCAUACUUCAAACGCGUACUGGAGAAGGACAGAAGAAAGCGAAGACGACGCGACAGCGACACAUCGGAAAACGAGGAUGAGGUCAACGAAGGAAGACAAACCAAGCGUACCAAGAAGACAACACAAGACUCUAACGAGAUUGAUCCAUAUGAAUACGAUAGCGAUGAUGCGCACAUCGAGGAAGCCACGAAAAGAGUGACUAGGGCACGGUCACAGAAAACUACACAUACGUCACCGAGCGGCACCACUGAAAGUGCAGAAACAUCUAUUCCUGAAACAACAUCGACAACGCCAACGAUUUCGCAGGAAAGACUUACCGUGUUCAAGUCGUCGCUUCACAACUUGUUCCAAGAACGAAGGGCACAAAUGAUACCUCUGGCAGAUGUUACCACUUAUCUGAACACAACGCAUUCGUUAAAUUUCACGUCCGACGAGAUCACCGCCGCUAUCGACGUUAUGACGAACAACAAUCAAAUUAUGGCCGCGGAUGGCAACAUCUUCCUGAUAUAAAAAACCUUUCUUAUUGUAAUAUUUCAUUUAUUCUAAAGAAAGAAUAACAGAAAGAAAGAAGUACCAUUAAUUUAUUAGUUAAGUCGAGAAUAGAUUAUGCGAUAAUGGCACGAUUAUGUUAUUAAUAGUAGCCAUUAUAAUUUUUAUUCUAUUUUUUAUAUGUAUUGUUCGCACUUAUACCAGUGAUGGAAAAAUAACAAAUUGUACAACAUUAUACGAA
Odontomachus brunneus is the source of this 2680-nucleotide messenger RNA. RefSeq names its product DNA replication licensing factor Mcm3 (gene Mcm3). Gene Ontology annotation, cellular component: nucleus; MCM complex. The record is from RefSeq and is a predicted model, not a curated record. Gene Ontology annotation, biological process: mitotic DNA replication initiation; double-strand break repair via break-induced replication; DNA strand elongation involved in DNA replication. The transcript is spliced from 11 exons. The coding region runs from base 1 to 2460 and encodes 819 amino acids. Gene Ontology annotation, molecular function: single-stranded DNA helicase activity; single-stranded DNA binding; ATP binding. Lineage: Eukaryota; Metazoa; Arthropoda; Insecta; Hymenoptera; Formicidae.